Phytophthora sojae is the source of this 1485-nucleotide messenger RNA. RefSeq lists its product as hypothetical. NCBI's taxonomy places the organism in Eukaryota, Oomycota, Peronosporomycetes, Peronosporales, Peronosporaceae. Gene Ontology annotation, biological process: monosaccharide transmembrane transport. Gene Ontology annotation, cellular component: membrane. The transcript has 2 exons. The coding region runs from base 1 to 1485 and encodes 494 amino acids. Gene Ontology annotation, molecular function: hexose transmembrane transporter activity. The record is from RefSeq and is a predicted model, not a curated record.
AUGACCGACGAGAACAAGUCCGUGCCCGCCUCCCCGGUGGACCCCGCCUACGCGGAGGUCUCGACCCCCCAGAUCCACAACACGGUGCUCGAGCCGGAAGAGGCUGCAGCUCGCCUGCGCAUCAAGCCCACGUACAUCCUGUGGACGAGCGCCAUGCUCGCCUUCGUGCUGCCCCUGCAGUACGGUUGGUCGACGUCGCAGCUCAACCUUCGCAAGUUUAACAAUGUGCACGACUGCAAUGCCCGUCCGAUCGCUGAGGGCACGUGCAUCAUGUUCCCGGGCCACACCAAGUUCCAGUGGACCAUCGUCGUGAACGCAUGGAUUGUCGGUGGCAUGAUCGGUGCCGGCCUUGUCGGCAAGUUCGCUGAUCGCUUCGGUCGCAAGCAAGUCCUAGUGUACAACUGCGGCUUCAUCAUCGCUGGUGCUGUCAUCAUGGCUUCGGUGUCGAACCUGUGGGUGUUCGCAGUCGGCCGUCUGCUUGCUGGUAUUGCCUCUGGUGCGACGACGGGCAACGUCGGUGGCUACAUCAACGAGAUCUCGCCUCCCCACCUCCGUUCGCUUCUCGGCGCCGUCCUCCACAGUGGCAUCACUGUCGGUAUCCUCUUGGUCGCGACGACGUUCUUCUACAUGGACUUCCACAACGGCUGGCGUUACAUUGCUGCGUUCCCGAUCGUGCUGGCGGCCAUCUUCCUGAGCAUGUCGCCGUUCCUGAUGGUGGAGUCGCCUGUGUGGCUGCUGCUCAAGGGCCGUCGCCCGGAGGCUGAGGCUAUGCAGUCGAGCACGUGGAGCGAGACGGGCAACGAGGUCGUCCGCAGCGGCAAGGGUGUGCCCUUCUCGGAGCUGAUCGCGCCUCCGCUCCGUCGCCAGUUCAUCAUCGCUAUUGGUGUUGCGUGCAUGCAGAAGAUCACGGGUAUCAACACGGUGUUCUACUACUCGUCGGACCUGUUCAACCAGGCCGGUCUGAGCAACGCUCGCGUCAGCACCAUCAUCAUCGACAUUGUCAACAUGCUGCCGACGUUGGUCUCGGGUUUCUUCGCUGCUCGCUUCGGCAACCGUCGCAUGCUGCUGAGCGGUCUUGCCGGCAUGUUCAUCAGCGCUAUCGGCGUGACGCUGUCGCUGUCGUUCAGCUGGUCGGCGCUGUCGAUUCUGUUCAUCGCGACGUACGUGGGCUCUUUCGGUGUGAGUCUUGGCCCCCUGAUGUACGUGGUCAUUGCCGACAUCUUCCCCGACUACGCGCGUGCCACCGUCACCUCCAUCGGUGUUAUGGUUGCCUGGACGGCCAACCUGAUCGUCGGUGUUGGAUACCCGUACAUUUCGAGCGCUCUCGAGGACUUGGCCUACCUCCCGUUCGUGGUGCUGCUGGCCAUCUCGUUCGUGUUCGUGUUCUUCCUGCUCCCGGAGACGUCGGGCAAGACGAACGACGAGAUCCAGAACGAGUUCCGCGCCAUUCGCCAGAAGAAGCGCCGCGCGGCCGCCGGAAACUAG